Molecule: messenger RNA, 1138 nt
Organism: Aegilops tauschii subsp. strangulata
Lineage: Eukaryota; Viridiplantae; Streptophyta; Magnoliopsida; Poales; Poaceae
Product: DNA replication complex GINS protein PSF2
Biological process (GO): double-strand break repair via break-induced replication; DNA replication
Cellular component (GO): nucleus; GINS complex
Source: RefSeq, a predicted model, not a curated record
UAGAGCUCCCGCGGUGCCGCCCUAGCGACAGCGUCACCGCCGGCGCCCCAAUCCCAAUCCCACUCCCACUUCCACCCCUACACUCCCCGCCUCCCACCCCUCACGUGCGGCGGCGCCGCCGCCAUUCCGGUUCUUCCUCGCCGGCGCGUCGCGUUCCCGCCGUCUCCAGUCCGUCCCGGUCUUCGGCCAUCGGGCUUCGAGGCACCCGGCGCACCAUCUAGAUCCGCCCCCAAAUCGCCAUGGCGGGGCAGUCCGACCCGCAUCUCUCCCUCUUCUCGCCCUCCGAGGUGGAGUUCGUGGCGGAGGACGAGAUCGUGGAGAUCGUCCCCAACAUCCGGAUGGAGGCCCUGAACAUGAUCUGCGGGGAUUUCGGACCCUUCUUCCCACAAAUUCCAAGCAAGGUCCCUCUGUGGCUCGCUGUGGCGCUCAAGAGGCGUGGCAAGUGCACCAUACGUGCACCUGAAUGGAUGACUGUUGAACGCUUAACACAGGUGUUGGACGCAGAAAGAGAGUCACCUAGAGAAUUUCAACCAUUACCAUUCCACUAUAUUGAAAUAUCUAAGCUUCUGUUUGAUCAUGCUCGUGAUGACAUCACAGAUGCAUACUUGGUGAGAUCUUUGAUUGAGGAUAUCAGAGAUGUCAGGUUCCAUAAGGUCGAAACUGGAUUAGAGACAAUAUCUGGCCGUACUCAUGCUGUGAAGCUCAAAAAUCUCUCUGCAAUGGAGGUGAACAUUGUCCGUCCUUUUAUGGUUAGAACUUUGCAAGCGUUCUACAAGCAUGAUAGCCCGCAGAUGAUUCAGCAGGCAGAUAAUACAGGGAGCAGAUCAACACCAGUCACAGACCGCGGUCCGAGGAGAGACCUAAGGCGCAGGUAACGAGCAUAUGCGGAGACCUAAGGCGCAGGUGAUGAGCAUAAGCAAGAUAUGCAUGUACCUGUCACUUGUACUCGCAAAGAAUUUUCUGCAUAGAAGCGGAUUGUAGUGAACAACGGUACCUGCGCUGUUGUGGUGUGCUGUAUGUUCCUAGCUGAAAGCCAUUUUAGUUCCCUCAGUGUGUGGCUUUUCUCCUACUGUAUCAGAUAAUAAUGGAUGCAUGCUUAUCUAUUAACCAUAGGGUUUUAUGAUUGUUCUACUUGUCA